Tinamus guttatus (white-throated tinamou) is the source of this 1446-nucleotide messenger RNA. The record is from RefSeq and is a predicted model, not a curated record. NCBI's taxonomy places the organism in Eukaryota, Metazoa, Chordata, Aves, Tinamiformes, Tinamidae.
UCUGCAUCCUUGCAAGCCAGGUAGGCAGGAGUGACUACAGUUUCUGUUUCACCUCUGAUGGAAGAGGACUAUGACCCAGAAGUGAACUCUCCAUUGUAGAACAAGAAGCUCUUGAAUAAUUUGUCUCCCUUUUAAAGCAGCACCCAAUCUACAAAAAGUAGAGUAGGAGAGAUCAUUUUUGGACCUGGCAUUUUUCUGUUCAUGUGACCUAUGUUUCAGCAUGUAAAUGGUGAACAACAGAGAGCAACAUUUGUGCCUGCUUUUGAGCUUUGCAUCAACUAGUGCUUAGUUCUGUGGAGCAUUUACUAAAUUACGUGAAGUCCAGAGUAUAUCCAAACAUUCAUUUUUAAGAUAUUAUACUUUUUUUAGCAACUGUAUGUGAUAAAAAUGAAGUUUAUAUUUUAAGAGCAUUUGGGUAGAUGCUUGUUUAGAUUUCAGCGUUUCAGGCAAACAUUUUUAUAUAACAUAGUUUUUUUUUCCAGAGUGUUCAGCUCCAUCUGCUACAGACCAUGAAUUAUCCAGCAGACUUGGGUGCAUCUGUUCAGUAUUAACCAUGGGGUUGCUCUGAAUGUUGUCAUGCAGCCUUGACAAACGUUUUUGUAAUGUAAAGGCUGACUUCUGUAGUACCACGACCAGAGGAAAUUUAAUGAGGUGAAUGUGGUCGUGGUUCUUUUUUUUUAAAUAUAAAUUGCCUUCUGAGGUAUUUUUUGUAGUGUGAGUGCAAAGAGAGAUUAAAAUGAGCAGCUGAGGGGGUGAAGGGCACAGUUGGCACGAAGUGCGGCCUCUCGUGCUCUGCUUUGAGACGCACUGUUGCCUCAAGGCUGGCCUUACAGCACUCUGGAGAAAGAAGGAACCAGGAGGUCUGAGUGAAGCACAGAAAAGAGUGAGGACAUUGGACUGCGGAGGCAAAACUCUGCAUCUUGGCCAUGAGGUUUGAUGCCUCAUUUUAUUGAAAGGAGACACUGGACCUAAAUGGCGCAGCAUGACUUUGUUCCUGCCUGGCUUAACUUCUCAACGCCCCAGUCAGCCAAGUCUCCUGCAGCCAGCUUUGAGAAACAUGGAGAGCAUCUUUCACGGGGAGAGGGCCGCUUUGGGGUGAGCCGUAGGAGACAUAAUUCUUCGGAUGGAUUUUUCAAUAAUGGGCCCCUCAGAACUACGGGAGACUGCUGGCAUCAGCCAUCCCUUCUUCGCCACGAUUCUGUAGAUUCUGGUGUUUCUAAAGGAGCUCAUGUUGGCCUUUCUGGCAGUCAGCCUGGCUGGCAUGGCUCCUCACGGGGCCAUGAUGGCGUCAACCAGCGUGGUGGAGGAGGACCCGGAGUUCAUCGCCACUGGAAUGGCAACUUCCAUUCUCGGAAAAGUUCAGCCUUUCAAGAAAAGCUGCCUGUUGAAGCCAGGGAAGAUAAAAAGGAAGAUAAAGAGAAGCUACAGUUUGAGGAAGAAGACUUU